AUGAAUACAGAAUAACCUUUUGCCUCUCCUUGUGUUAGGCAGAGGAAAGACAUGGGAACAUCGAAGAACGUUUAAGACAACUGGAAAGCCAGCUCGAAGAGAAAAAUCAAGAGCUUUCACGGGCUCGUCAACGAGAAAAGAUGAAUGAAGAGCAUAACAAGCGUUUGUCGGAUACCGUUGAUCGAUUGUUGUCAGAAUCAAAUGAACGACUCCAGCUUCACCUGAAGGAACGAAUGGCUGCGCUGGAAGAGAAAAAUACACUAAUCCAAGAAGUGGAAAAUACAAGAAAACAGCUUGAAGAAUAUCACAUGGACAAGGAGAGGCUGGCGAACGAAAUAGGGAAGUUAAGGACGGAAGUGGAGCAGCUGAAAUUGAAGACGGGGGCGUUUGCAGAUAGUGUCCAUCCACGAGCUCAUCUGGGCAGUGCAACAGAUUUGCGGUACACUCUUAGUUCCGUGGUAGAGACCCAGCCAGAGCUGUAUGGAUCGCCAGCAGUACUACGACGAGCUCAGAAGGGGCGCUUCACCUCUAUGCGGGAGGAACCUAUUAAGAUUCAAACUCUAAAUGAACAGGAAUGGGAAUGCGCUCAACCAGCGAACGUUCUGACAAGCACUCCACACGCUUAUGAAAGUGACCCAGAAAUGUCUGACAUCGACGACGAGGAUGCAGAGACGAUGUUUAGCUCGGCCGAUCUGCUUUCACCCAGUGGGCAUUCUGAUGCUCAGACGCUGGCCAUGAUGUUACAGGAACAACUAGAUGCCAUCAACAAAGAAAUCAGGAUGAUCCAGGAGGAGAAGGAGUCCACUGAGCAACGUGCUGAGGAGAUUGAGUGCCGUGUGGGGAGUGGGAGCAUGGACGGACUGAACUUAACGCGCAUCCGGACAGGGACCUCCAUUCCAACGUCUCUCACUGCCCUGUCUCUCACCAGUUCUUCUCCGCCUGUCAGUGGGCGCUCCACACCUAAGCUCACUCCUCGCAGUUCCUCCCAUGACUUGGACCGUAUGGGCAUCAUGACACUGCCUAGUGACUUAAGGAAGCAUCGUCGGAAGUCUCCAGUCGCAAGGGAUGACAACCGUGAAGAUAAAACGACAAUCAGAUGUGAGACAUCACCUCCUUCAUCUCCGCGCUCCAUGAGACUGGAAAAACUCGCCCACUCCCUGCAGUCAACGAGUCAAGAAGAAGGGCGAGGCACAAUGACAGCCGAGGAGCUGGCGAGCAAUCCCAGCAGCAACAACAGCAGUCAGGACUCGCUGCACAAAGGUUCAAAGAAGAAAGGCAUCAAAUCAUCUAUAGGCCGUCUGUUUGGCAAAAAAGAGAAGGCGCGCCUGGGCCAGCUGAGCAAGGAAAUGGCUUCUGUUCAUGGAUACGGAUAUUUUGGUGGCAUGUUGGAUGCAGAAAUGACUAUUCAGGACUCCCUUACUCUGGGAAAACUUGGAACACAAGCAGAGCGAGACCGAAGGUUAAAGAAAAAGCAUGAAUUACUGGAGAGCGCUCGGCGGAAAGGCAUGCCAUUUGCACAGUGGGAUGGAGCAACAGUAGUGUCAUGGCUUGAGCUGUGGGUGGGAAUGCCAGCCUGGUACGUGGCAGCCUGCCGAGCCAAUGUGAAGAGUGGUGCUAUCAUGUCGGCUUUGUCCGACACAGAGAUACAGAGGGAGAUCGGAAUCAGCAAUCCACUUCAUCGUCUCAAGCUGCGACUGGCCAUACAAGAGAUGGUGUCACUAACAAGUCCAUCAGCUCCAACAACAUCAAGAACGUCCUCUGGAAAUGUCUGGGUGACUCAUGAGGAAAUGGAAAACCUGGCGGCAUCAACAAAGACGACUCUGGCUUAUGGAGAUAUGAAUCACGAGUGGAUUGGUAAUGAAUGGCUGCCCAGCCUUGGAUUGCCCCAAUAUCGCAGCUAUUUCAUGGAGUGUUUGGUGGAUGCUCGGAUGCUUGACCAUUUGACCAAGAAAGACCUGCGAAUGCAUUUGAAGAUGGUUGACAGCUUUCAUCGCACUUGUUUACAUUAUGGUAUAAUGUGUCUGAAGAGACUAAACUAUGACAGAAAGGAUCUCGAGCGGAGGAGAGAAGAGAGUCAACAUGAAAUGAAAGAUGUGUUGGUGUGGACUAAUGACCAAGUCACUCACUGGGUACAAUCCAUUGGACUUCGCGAAUAUGCAAACAACAUUGUUGAAAGUGGAGUACACGGAGCCUUGGUAGCCCUCGAUGAAAAUUUUGAUUACAACAGUCUGGGAUUACUAUUACAAAUUCCCACACAAAAUACUCAGGCAAGGCAGGUCUUAGAACGUGAAUUCAACAACCUGUUGGCCUUGGGGACAGAGCGGAAAUUGGACGACGGUGAUGACAAAAGUUUCAGGCGGGCACCAUCAUGGAGAAAACGUUUUCGGCCACGAGAGGUCCAUAGUAUUGCCAUGAUGGCCGGCUCUACAGAAACACUACCAGCAGGGUUCAGGGUUACAGCAAUGUCCAGCCCAGCUCCAUCAGUGCAGCCGAUGAAAAUUCAACCAGAAGUUUAGAGACACAGCGUGGAAACAAGCUCUUCGGCCCACCGAGUCCACGCCGACCAGCGAUCACUAGUACACUUAUCCUGCACAAUAGGAACAUUUUACAGAAGCCAAUUAACCUACAAACCUUCACGUCUUGGGAAUGUGGGAAGAAACUGGAGAACCCGGAGAAAACUCACGUGGUCACAGGGAGAACGUACAAAGUUUGAACACCUGUAGUCAGGAUCGAACCUGGGACUCUGGUGCUGUAAGGCAGCUACUCUACCGCUCGGUCACUGUGCCGCCCUGCUUUACUUUAGACUGACCUGCGAAUUCUGGACACCCCAACUAGGAAAAUACAAUCCUGCAGAAAAUGUGAUGAUAUUGUGAGGAAUUAGUCGAAGUAGAUGGAAAGGACCUGGAGAUAGGCUUAGUCUGACUAUAGAAGGUUCUAGACUCCAGAACCCUCAAUUUUCAUUUGCAUACAGUGCUUGGCCACUGAGUAAUCUUAUAAAGGGAAAAAAACCCAUAGACACUAGAGAGUGGGAAGAGUUAACUUUUUAAGUGAAAGACUGUCCGUUGAUGUUUGUUUGAAGCUUGGGUACUUAUCUUUGUGCUGAUCUCCAGGAAUAACUUGACAUAAUUAUUGCAUGUUGUGUGAAUUUUUUGAUGCUGUCGUAUGGAAACACAGUUGCUACAUCAGGGACACAGAGGUUAGACACAUCAACUGUACGCACAUACUCCUGCUGACAUCCAGAUCAGUCAGUGAGUCAACGGUGAAUAAUCGGUGAGUAUGUAACUUUUCCCUUCUGCUUCUCGUGGCUGUUGGAUAGAACAGUAGGGAACUUUGGUGCAGUACAUGAAAAGUUACACACAGGUACUUCCAGCAAUUUUUUUUUGUGCCAUUAUUUUUGUUCCAAAGAGAUUAUCUAAAUCUUCAAAUUGAGCAUGUGGAAAUGAUAUUAUAAGGAUUUGUCAAAAGCUGCCUGUUUUUUUUUAAUUGUCUAACUUUAUCCAUAUAUUAUUGAAAAACUAGGCGUGUUUGUUGCAGAAGAUAUAGUGAGUGGCUAGCAUUGGUUAUUUACUCUGAAUGAGCUUCUGGAACUCAGAGGAGAAUGAAUCUUGAAUCCCACUUUACAUUGACUAAACUGAAUUAAGUAUCCAUUGAAUAACUACUGUAAACCGGUUUGCUUCUCACUAUCAAGAUUACAGAUCAUUUCCCAUUCUCCCACCAAUCGACUUCUCUGAUCCAUCCCCUUUUCUUCUGGUACAGAGUCUCAAUUUGCUGGGAUGAGGUUGUGUCAACCAAUCUAUUGCACAGUCUCAAUUUUGUUAUUUGGACAAGUUUAAAGAACUAAAGUUAUUUCAUUGUAAUUAAAAAAACACCUCUAGUUUACAGGUUGGGCAGGUACAACAUUAUUACGUUCCAGAAAGCAUGAAGUAAUGAGUUUAAUGGUUCAAUAUUGAUUUCACAUAAAAUUUCAGGUUUUACACGAUAAUGUUUUGACAAGCUCUAUCCUAUCCCUCUAGCCUCCCCCUGCCCCCAAACUAAAAUAAGAGCAUAGAUGUAUUAAGCUGUCUAUUUUGUUUGUAGCAUCUUGACCUUCCUCGCUAAACUCUUCAAGAAUUUUCUUAAAAGUGCCUUUCAGCUUCUAAAACAUUCUGAAUUAAAUUAAUUCCCAAAAUAAAGCAAUCCGCAGGUGUAUUCAAUAAGUGUGUGCUCCUUCAGAGCCUGAGAGUACUUAGAAAUAUCCAAUGUUCUUACCUCAGUAUGUCAUCUGAUGAUUCUCCCUCUGCAACAUGUUAGUGCAUUGAUGUCAAAUGAGAGUUGAAUUGAGCCAACCUGCGGUGAUUGAAUAAGCUCGAGCCGUUUUCAUGUCAGGAUAGCAUGGCAAUAUGAGAAGAAUAUUGGAGGACUAUUGUGGGAAACCAUUUCCCGGAAAGGAAUAAUAUCUUCAUGAAAGCGGAAAGCCAGUUAUGAAGGAUUAUAAUUAAUAAUUGAUCAUUUGUCUCCUCCAGUGCAUUCCCACUACUUGUAUGGACAUAUGCUCGCUGCCUUUCGGGAAUAAUCCACUACAUCUCUGUGAGAUCGACAAUGGAGAUCAAAUGCUGUUGCACAAAAAAUAGAAAGGCAUAGAAGAUUUGAAUGUAUGUUGAACAUGAAUGGGCAAUAGUUUACUUGGGCUCAGAAAAUGUCAUAUGGAUACACAGUUAUUACAUUAUCAUUUUAUUUAUCUGGUAACAACUUUCUUUGUGGAAUUAUCCUUUACAACGCUGGUUGAGACUUUUAGGGUUUCAUUUUUGAGAUAUUUCACUGUAAUAUUGUUAUAAUCAAAGUACGGUAUGUAGUAAGAUUCUGUCAACUUUUAACCUCAAGUACAGUCAUUGUAGUUUCAUUGGUUGUAGUAUUUUUUUCCCCAAGUGUAUCAUAUCUGCUAUAUGUAAGCGUAUGGCCAUGAAGUAAUGCAAGUUUUUUUUAAUGUAAAUGUACCUGUAUAUAAAUAUUGCUCACUGUAACAGCGUUUUUUUAGAUAAUUUAAUGGAAUUUGAAAAAUAUAGAUUCAACCUAAAUGCUGUCUUAAUUAUUGAUGUUGUUGCCAUUUUAUCUUGCUGAUAUCUUGCAAGAACAUCUUGUUAUAUUUGAUGAGCAUUUGUUCAUUAUCAAUGAAUUGUGUGCAAGUAUGUGUCCACCAUGCCAAUUGCAGCACAUGAUGUGAUGAAUGGAUAGCUUUAUUAUUUUCUUUUUGAUAAUUGUGGAAAUAACAACCAUUAAAUCGUGUCCUGUCAGUAAGGCAUUGAUUUUCCAAUUGGCAUCAAUUUUGGGCUCCCAAAGUCUUGUUCCACUGAACAUUAAAACAAAAAGUUUUGACUCCUUAUGCGAAUACAACUGGGUUUCAACUUAGCCUUGUGGUUGGUUACACAAGGCCUUGUUUCCUAUAUUUUUUCACAUCAUUUGCUGUAUUUAUUUCAGUUAUCUUCCUUGAAAUGCAAAUGCAACUAGUUUUCUCCCUUCCUCAUUUCCUCUCAUUCAUUAUCGAAUGUACAGACUCGAUUGGAAAAGAUACUCUUGAGAGUAUUAAGAGACCACAAAGUAACACAGCAUCCAAAUGCUUUUAACCUCCAAUGCUGAUCAUUCUGAUUUCAGAUUCCCAGGUGUAAAUUCGACAAUUCACAAUAUUUUGAAAUGAGCAGUUUCUAUCGCAACGUCAUCACAUAUUGAUAAAGUUGUAGGAUUAAAAGAAUAUCAAUUACAGUUUGAUCAAAAGAUGCCUUGUCUUGUUUAAGCUAUCAGCUAAAUGUUUCCAGUUGUAAUCCCAUUUUUUAAAAUAUACUGAAAAAAAUCAGAAUCAAAGCAUUUUGUCUUUUUCCCUAUUUUAAGCAGAUAUAAUAAUCUAAUCAUUAUUGAAAUGUUGCAGAUACAUGCAGUUAAACUCAUUACAGGGAGACAGGGAAACGAUUUUCCAAAGUAUAAAAACAAAGUAACACUUUACCAGAUAUUUCAAGAGGAAUUUAACAUGCUUCUUCAACAUGGUUAAGCACUGGCACUUUCUGUUCUGUUAGUCUUUGUGACUAUCCCUCGAAAAAUAGUGACCAUUGAAUACUUUUAUGAAGAUUAACAAAAUGUUGAUCCUAUUUUAUAAAAUUCAUUUUAAUAAAUUGAUAAAUAUAUAUUAUAUAUAAUCCUUCAAAGCUGUUGAAGUGUGCAUCUUUUUAAUUCAGCACUUUUUGGAAAUAAGUCAAAAUGUUUCUUGGACAUGAGUGUUUUGCAAAUACAAUAAAGAAAUGCACUCAUUUUAACAUUUUAAUUCCCAAGUGCCGCAAAACUAAAGUAAUGUUUUCUUCCUAUUUACUGAGUUCAGCAUGAGGUGACAUGUAGGGGUUGUGUAGGACCACAGAAUGAACUGACCCUAAGAUUUGCUUAUUAUUUCCCACCUGUGAAGAGCAGCAGUAUACGCUGAAGUCCAAAACGAACAGGACUUCAUAAAUACCCAUUAACAGCUGUGAUCUUAUAACAGGUUUUAUUGAAUUCAUCCUAUACAUUUUGGACAAUGUCAUCAGAACCUUCCAAGUCCAAUUUUCACCUCUCUAGUAAAUUUGAAAAUAGUCUCUGGUUCCUUUCUCAGUUCAUGGAGGAAAGCAUAAUAAAAUUGCCUGAAAAUAACAUGUAAUUAUGAGAAGGCAUUGAAUUAAAAACAUUGCUCCAUAUUUCAUACUCAAAAUAAAUUAAUAGCUAGAUUUGAACGUUCUUAAUAAAAUAAAUGAAAAUC
Molecule: messenger RNA, 6751 nt
Organism: Leucoraja erinaceus (little skate)
Lineage: Eukaryota; Metazoa; Chordata; Chondrichthyes; Rajiformes; Rajidae
Product: liprin-alpha-2-like
Exons: 21
Coding region: 141-2516 (791 amino acids)
Biological process (GO): synapse organization
Cellular component (GO): presynaptic active zone
Molecular function (GO): protein binding
Source: RefSeq, a predicted model, not a curated record